This is a messenger RNA of Carassius auratus (goldfish), 4500 nucleotides long. RefSeq names its product EGF containing fibulin extracellular matrix protein 1 (gene efemp1). Gene Ontology annotation, molecular function: calcium ion binding. Lineage: Eukaryota; Metazoa; Chordata; Actinopteri; Cypriniformes; Cyprinidae. The coding region runs from base 1146 to 2405 and encodes 419 amino acids. The record is from RefSeq and is a predicted model, not a curated record. The transcript has 8 exons.
AUCCACCUCUUCAGCAGCCUCAUCAACUCCUGUAUAAAAGAACACACUUCUUGAACCUGCCUACUUACCUCCUGUGAUUACCUCUAGCAUUGCCCCUGUCUCCAAUGUCCUCUAUUGUGUGUCUACUCUUCCAAGUCUUCAUCCCUGAGAAUUGUCUGUACUCCAGCUAAUUCACAUGCAAAGACAGUAAACCUCUUCAUUCUCCAGUAUUGCAUUGGUCCAAUAUUACAUUAUUACUUACCCAUUGCUACUCACCCAUUUUCUCUGUUAAUAAAAUCACUGUGUCUAUAGCCUGCUAAGUCUGUCUCUGAGUCUGGUAUUUCCAUAACAGAAGACCAGAACAAACACAGCAGCAUGAGUUCCACGGACCGAUUUCAGGAUAUUGUGGAUUCGCUGUGACUGGCCUUCGUAUCCACAAGAACAUUGAUCACCACACCAGUCACUCCUACAGCAACUGUUUGUGUAGUCAGUCCUAUGGCCAACCUGGUGCUCUACUUCGGUUUGGAAGAAGGCUGCAACAGAUUUUUUUCUCUACAGUUCUCACUGGCCCUCAAGAUGCAGCUGCACCAAUUUCCCACUGAGAAAUCCAAGAUCUCCUUUGUCAUCUCUCUUAUUAGGGCAAGUGCUCCAGUGCACGGAAACCAUUUGGAACAAGGAUGGCCCAGUCACCCAGCCAUUCAGCAGCUUUGUAGCUUAUUUCCGAGAAGUGUUUGGAAGACCACUUAGUGAAUCAUGAGUGAGUGAGCAAUUGUAUCACUUAAAACAAGUAAAAAUGUAAUUUUGCACUCUGGCAGCCGCUGGUGGGUAGAAUGAGUGCUCACUCCUCAACCCAAGUAGCUGCUGCAUUCCUCUGCCUACAAUGAUUCCAUCAGUCUCUAGUGCUUCCUUCAACUCUCCAUCCGUGUGUUUGGAAGACCAACAGGGCCAACAGUGUUCCUCCUAUGAACAGCCAAAGUAUGCCAGCUCUCCAGAACCAGGUACAGAGCCCAUGGUUGUGGACAAUGCUCAUUUAUCCUCUGCUUAGCGGCAACGGUGGCUGGUCCAGGGUCUUUGUUUGUUCUGCAGAGUAUGAUAGCAUGUCAUCUCUGUUUGCCCUAUCCGUCCUCCUUAACCUGUGGUGAGUUUCAUUCAUACUCUUAAUUCUCAUGCAUCUCCACUCAUCACUGAGGUCACCCUUACUACUCGUGAUAUCUUUAUUUCAGUACUCUCCCUCCUCAACUCUGGAACAGCUGGCAGCUUUAUCUCUGGGGAGCUCUGCCAUCAACUCCAGCUCAAAAGAAGUCCAGUCAGUAACAGGAAGACUGCUCAGCUUCUGUCAUGUGUGUUUCCAUGUGGGACCCAUCAAGCUCUGGCUUAGCCAACUCCAUCAAGGAUCCCUAGAUUUCCACGUUACGGAGCGACUCACCAUUGGCAUCAUCCCAGGGCAUUCCCAGGGCAUUCAUGAUGUAGAUGAAUGCUCUAAAGGCCUACACACAUGCAAUGCAGACCAGCUCUGCUAUAACACCAGAGGCUCCUACACCUGUCAGUGUCAUCCUGGAUACCAGAAACAUGGAGAACAGUGUGUGGAUAGAAAUGAGUGUAUGCUAUCACACUACUGCAUGCACAGUUGUGUGAACACUGCUGGCUCUUAUUACUGUGAGUGUAAAGAUGGCUACCAGCUCGCCAGCAACAACCACAGCUGUGUAGAUGUGAAUGAGUGUGAUCUGACUCAGCCGUGCCAACAUCAGUGUUUCAACCUCCUGGGCUCAUAUAUCUGUCAGUGUGAUCGGGGUUAUGAACUUACAUCAGAUACGGUCUCUUGUGUGGACAUAGAUGAGUGCGCAUUCUCCAGCUACAUGUGCCAGUAUGUGUGUAUUAACAGCCCCGGUGGAUAUUCCUGCAUCUGCCCAGAGGGAUAUCAGCUGCAGAGAACAAGAAUGUGUCAAGACAUCAAUGAGUGUGACACAGGCCAUGAGUGUAGGGAAGAUGAGAUGUGCUGGAACUAUUAUGGAGGUCAUCGCUGUUACCCUCAGAACCCGUGUCUGGAGCCUUACGUGCUGACAUCAGAAAAUCGGUGUUCUUGCCAGUCUGCGGGUGCGUGUCGAGGCCUGCCGCAGUCUAUUGUUUACAAAUAUAUGAGCAUUCAUUCAGAGCGCACCGUACCAGCAGAUAUCUUUCAGAUUCAAGCCACAAACAUCUUCCCCAGUGCACACUAUACCUUCAGGAUUAAAGCUGGGAAUGAUGGAGGAGAGUUCUUCCUUAGGCGGUUCAGCAGCAUUGGUGCGAUGCUGGUCUUGACAAAGUCCCUGGAGGGCCCUCAGGAGCUGAUCGUUGAUCUGGAGAUGAUCACUCAACACACAGUGAUGAACUAUCGCUCAAGCUCUUUACUAAGGCUCACCAUCAUCGUGGGACCCUACCCCUUCUAACACUACUGCUGCUUCACACAUUUAUACACAUCCAGAGUGCUUGCAUUAAAGUUACACGCAGCAACGGUGAGAUGUUAUGAAUUGCUGACUGUUCUAAUGUGUCUUUGUCUUACAGUCAUAAAAAAAUUAUCUGAAUCUGUGCUCCAGACUGCCACUAAAAUGGUUGCCAAUGUGACAAAAAAAAUACAUUUUAUGUUAGUAAUUUAAAAUCUAAAAACUUUAUUGGUUUUGUCAUAUUUCCUCUUCGUCGGAGUCGCAGGGUAGAUGGUGUAGAGAGGAUAUUUAGUGUGAUGGAUCUCUUUGAUCAACCACUGAAAAGUAUUCAACAACAGAGUAGAAUGGAUGCCUUUGAAUGAAUUUCUUCUGUAUAUGAAGGAUGGGUGAUUGUUUGUCACACACAAGUACAGCACAUUUACCAAAAGCAUAAUCUUAUAAUGAGUUUAUUCACAUUUGCAAGUACUGCUUGCUUUCAGAGUUUGUCAGUCAAAAAACUGGGGACAGUUUAUACUGUAGGUUUGAGAACAAACAUCUCAAAUGGUUAGACAGCCUCAGAGUCAUGAACUGAUGUGGUGGGAAUAACACGACUGGUGCCAUUCUUCAAUAUAAAAUGACACAAUUUUCUAUUACUAAACUAUAACCAUUUCUAAAAAUGACCAGUAAUGUUCUGUAACAGUUUUAUAUCAAAUGUAAAUUGGGAAUCUUUUUAAUCAGAAAUUUUCAACAAAAAGUCAUUUAAACCACAUCACAGGAAAGCCCACAGUUGGCACCUUUUUGUUCCAUUGUAAUCUUUUUCUCUCUCUCUCUCUCUCUCUGUUUUUUUUUUUUUUUUUUUUUUUUUUUUUACAUCAAAAUCGUUUAAUUUGAUUGUAAUCAGCACAAUGCUACAAAUGCUUAAAUUUGCAGUUUCAAAUCUUGCCUGACUGACAGGCUUUUUUAUUUUAUUUUUAAUCAGAGGCAUGUCAGUAAUAAUGGUGUGUCUGUUAUUUUCAGAGUGAAAUAACAUCAGCUAGAUUACUGCAGUCUAUUGGUAAAACUAAAAAAGAAAUUACACUUAACUGAAAGUUGUAGGGCAGCUCUUAAUUGGAUAAGUUGUUGUGCAUAAAUUUGUAAUAAUGAUCUUGACAAGGAGCCCUGCUAAUUUAAGAACAAGCAUUUACUCAGGGCCAUGUCUUCAUUAAAUGUGAGUCUUAAGUUGCCGGGGUAUAUUUUUAGCAAUAGCCAAAAAUCAGUACGAUAUUAUUUAAAGAUCAUGUUCUAUGAAGAUAUUGUGUAAAUUUCCUACCGUAAAAAUAUCAAACCUUUUUUUUUUGAUUAGUAAUAUUCAUUGCUAAGAAUUCAUUUGAACAACUUCAAAGGCGAUCUUCUCAGUAUUUAGAUUUUUUUGCUCCCCCAGAUUCCAGAUUUUCAAAUAGUUGUAUCUUGGCUAAAUACCGGACAAUCCUAAUAAACCAUACAUCAAUGGAAAUCUUAUUUAUUCAGAUUAUGUAUAAAUUUUAAUUUCGAAAAAAGUGUGCACAUGACUGAAUGACUCUACUGUAUAACAGCUUUCUUUUGCUGAGGUUUUGCCUAACUGUUGUCAGCAGACAGUAGUGUUUUGCAUUUUACAGUUUUUGGAGUCCUUUCUUUCUAACCCUAAUCUCCUAAUGUUGGUCACUAAUAGAUAUAAUACAGUGGUCAUAAGUUGAAGCUCAAAUUUGAGAUCUAUCAGUUGAUGUGUACUUUGUCAAACAUAGAAAGUGAAAGUGUUGACCUCUGGCAUGUUAAUACUUUGCCAAAGUUGUUUGGGUAUCGUAUGUUGGUUAAGUUACAUUGCUGUUAUGUUUUGUACUGAUGACAUGAAAAUAACCAGAUUCUGGCUUUGCAAUUUCUCAUAAUUCAUCUGCUUUCAAAUAAAUAGGCUUCAGCCUGACAUUACUCACUAGCUGAAACACAGAUAUCUCAGAGCUUUAAAGGAUGAGAAAUACAACAUUAAUAUCAUGGUAUGGAACUUUUUGGUGUUUAACAAAAUGUGAUUUUUAAUUGUUGAACAUGAUUAUUUGUACACUGAACAAUAACAGUUAAAAAUAAAGGAAAAUACAUUGAUUAUCUUCUCAAA